Molecule: messenger RNA, 423 nt
Organism: Cyclocybe aegerita
Lineage: Eukaryota; Fungi; Basidiomycota; Agaricomycetes; Agaricales; Hemipholiotaceae
Source: the annotation of a GenBank genome assembly
AUGCGUCUUCUCAACAGCCAGAUCCUCCUCGUACUGUCCAGUGCCGUAGUGGCUGCAGUUGGACAGAGUUUGACGAUUAUUAGUCGCGUAACACCCAGUGGGAUCCCUCACACUGCGACCAGCAGCCUUUCCCUUCCCCUUCCUGCCACCACAGUCUCGACUUCGUCGGAUGAUCAUGGCGGACACUCAACUGAGUCCACCGAGCCCACAAGCAUUCUUUCAAGCACACCGAGCUCCAACGCUACCUCGCUGACUACAGCGACGAGUAUUCUCACAGAUUCAUUCGCUUCAACGACCGCGACGAGCGCAGCAGCCCCCACAACUUCUCCCACAAGUGGUGCGACGUCCACUGUGUUCUCCGCGGAGGUGCUGGUGAUCGUAGGAGUUGUGGUGAUCCCUUUGCUGCAGCUGGCAUUCCUUUGA